AUGUCUAUCUAUCUACCUAUCCCAUUUUGUUCAUAUAACAUCUAUCUAUCUAUCUAUCUAUCUAUCGUUGAAUCUGUUAUCUUCACACACUCUUUAUUCCUUUUCAUUCCUUUCUAUGUUCUUUCUUCAGUCACAGUGUCUUCUUUGGCCUUCGUCAAUAAAGCCAUUAUUGUUUUAGUAUGCGAUGUACGUGCUGAAAGAAUUGUCCCAGAUUAUCUUUUCAUUAAAAAAAUCAUAUCGCGGUCCCUCGCUGCUUCGCGGUCCCUCGCUCCUUCGCGGUCCCUCGCUACAUCGCGGUCCCUCGCUGCUUCGCGGUUGACUACGAUCUACUAUAGGCUAUCUAUCCAUCUACCUCUCUCUUUUCUUAUCUAUCUAUAUAACUAUAUAACUCUAUCUAUCUAUCUAUCUAUCUAUCUAUCUAUCUAUCUAUCUAUUUUCUUAUCUAUCUAUUAUUUUUCUUAUCUAUCUAACUCUAUCUAUCUCUUUUCUUAUCUAUCUAUCUAUCUAUCUAUCUAUCUAUCUAUCUAUCUAUGUCUUUUCUUAGCUAUCUAUCCAUCGACCUCUCUCUUUUCAUAUCUAUCUAUCUAUCUAUCUAUCUAUCUAUCUAUCUAUCUAUCUAUCUUUUUGCUUCUCUCUAUCUAUCCAUCUCUCUCUCUCUUUUCUUAUCUAUCUAUCUAUCUAUCUAUCUAUCUAUCUAUCUUUUCUUAUCUAUCUAUCUGUAGUUAUCUCUUUUCUAUCUAUCUAUCUAUCUAUCUAUCUAUCUAUCUAUCUAGCGCAUGGAACGUUUUCACGGUGCGAGAGAGAACCCUACAACGGUUGAAAAUACGAAAGGGGCCAGAGAUAUUAAGAAGUGAAGUAAGAUUAGCACUGUAUAAGUUAAUAAGAAAUAUCUAUCUAUCUAUCUUUUCCUAUCUAACUAUCUAUAUCUAUCUCUUUUCUAUCUAUCUAUCUAUCUAUCUAUCUAUCUAUCUAUCUCUUUUCUUAUCUAUUUAUCUUUUCUUAUUAUCUAUCUUUUCUUAUCUAUCUAUCUAUCUAUCUAUCUAUCUAUCUAUCUAUCUCUUUUCUUAUCUAUCUAUCUUUUUUCUUAUCUAUCUUUUUUCUUAUCUAUCUAUCUUUUUUCAACAUGGCCAGCCGGAAUCUUAA
Acanthosepion pharaonis is the source of this 1143-nucleotide messenger RNA. The record is from the annotation of a GenBank genome assembly. NCBI's taxonomy places the organism in Eukaryota, Metazoa, Mollusca, Cephalopoda, Sepiida, Sepiidae.